Molecule: messenger RNA, 504 nt
Organism: Triticum urartu
Lineage: Eukaryota; Viridiplantae; Streptophyta; Magnoliopsida; Poales; Poaceae
Source: RefSeq, a predicted model, not a curated record
CUAAUUGAAUCCAUUUAUAGUUUAUCUGUACUUUGCAUUUUGUGCAAUAGAUUGAAAUGGACGGAUUCUUACCUUUCGCCUGUUUCACUUUUGUUUGUGUCUUAUUUUUUUUCAGAGAAAAUAUCAGACUGGACAAACUUUUUGCUGGCAUAUGAACCAGUGUGGGCCAUUGGAACCGGCAAGGUUGCUUCCCCUGCUCAAGCACAGGAGGUUCAUGAUGGUCUGAGGAAGUGGCUCCACGCUAAUGUUGGUCCUGCAGUUGCUGAAUCUACCAGGAUUAUCUAUGGAGGCUCUGUAAAUGGGGCAAACUGCAAACAGCUUGCAGCUCAACCUGAUCUUGACGGGUUCCUUGUUGGCGGCGCGCGAGAGGCGGAGAAUGGGGAUGCGCUAGGGUUUGUGGGGGUCGCGGGCGAUGUCUUAAAGGGGCCGGGGAGGUCGGGGAUGGUCUACGCGGGGCGGCCUCGGCGGCCGGAUGACUGCCACGGCUCCCCUGCCUCCCUGUAG